Molecule: messenger RNA, 1750 nt
Organism: Fundulus heteroclitus (mummichog)
Lineage: Eukaryota; Metazoa; Chordata; Actinopteri; Cyprinodontiformes; Fundulidae
Product: ufm1-specific peptidase 2
Exons: 12
Coding region: 139-1536 (465 amino acids)
Source: RefSeq, a predicted model, not a curated record
GGGAGGAGCCACAUUGGGCCAAUAGAAAGAUUCGUUCAAAGACACGUUGAGCAGUUUGGUGUUGUGGACAUGUUAGCUUCCUGUAUUUUGCUCUAAGGCUGGAUGACAAACCUUCGCAUCACUAAAGUGACUUAAAUCAUGGUGCUCCUUGACUCCGAGUCGGUGGUCAUCCUUCGGCUCAGGGGGCCGCUGGAGCUCAAGUGUCAUGCGGACAGCACGGAUGUGGUGCUCAUGCAAAAAGCAAUCUCCAGAUCAUUUGAGGAUCUUCGUUUGCAGGUAAAAUCUGAGUCCUGCGUCCUGGCAGUCUGCGACAGUCCUGUUCUCAUUUGGCCAAACAAAUGUGUUUUUGAAGAAAUAACUCCAGACACACCAUGCGAAGAUGUGUUUCAGUUGAUACAAACAGCUGACCAAGACCCCGGUGGGAAGAGAACAAAAAAGAAAAACAGAAAAGGUUUGUCAGCGAGUGUCAUAAACCUCUCCCUGAUGAUGGAGGCGACAAAGCCAGGCCCCCUCUCAGCGCCCGUCCUCGCUCGGACCAUCCAGACAUCCCACUUUCUGCGUGCAACACUUCCGGUGGACUGCGCCGUACGCAGCGGCUGCAGCGACACCAUCAAAGAUGGCUGUGGACGACUGCUGGAGGCGCUGACUCGCCAGUUGUUUGACAUGGAGAAGGCGACGCUGCGGCAUAUGAGGGGGGCAACACUGCUUGUCCCAGAGCCCCUUCACUUCCUCCUUCCAGAGCCAAACGGACUGGUGACGGUGGUCUUUCCUAGAGGGGUACCAGAUAAUGAAUUGGAAGCACAGCGUAGGGAGUUGCAUGGAAAGUUUGAGCUUCCAGAUGACAGGCCGUACUUCAGGAGAGCAAAUGCUUACCACUUUCCUAAUGAGCCCUACAAAGAUGGCUACCUCAGAAACCCUCAUGUAGUCCUCACACACCCCGCUCUUGAUAAUGGAAAGGUGUUCUCUGUCCAGGGAUUUUACAGCUACCACCACUACAUGCAGGACCGCGUGGAUGACAAUGGCUGGGGCUGUGCGUAUCGCUCCCUGCAGACCAUCUGCUCCUGGUUCCAGCAGCAGGGUUACGUAGAGCGCUGUGUGCCCAGCCACAAAGAGAUCCAACAGGCUUUGGUGGAUGUUGGGGACAAGCAGACCUCCUUUGUGGGCUCCCGUCAGUGGAUUGGGUCCAUUGAGGUUCAGGCUGUUCUAGACCAUCUGCUUGGAGUCACUUCCAAAAUCCUGUUUGUGAGUCAGGGUUCUGAGUUGGCAUCCAAGGGCAGAGAACUGGCCAAUCACUUUCUGUCUGAAGGAACUCCCAUCAUGAUUGGUGGCGGAGUUUUAGCUCACACUAUCUUGGGCGUAGCUUGGAGCGAGACCACCGGUGAAAUCCGCUAUCUCAUCCUAGAUCCGCAUUACACUGGAGCAGAGAACCUUCAGGUUAUCACGGAGAAGGGCUGGUGUGGCUGGAAAGGACCUGACUUUUGGGAUCAAACGGCGUAUUACAACCUCUGUUUACCCCAGAGACCGAGAGCGAUCUGAGCAUAAAGCGACGUUUAUUUGGACUUUACUUGGCAGCGGUUAAUCUGAGAUGCAGCAGUAUAAACUGUUUAUUUUAAAUCAUUUAGGCCAAGCUUGUGAUUGCGUAACCAGAACCAACUGUUAAUAUUUUGACUGCUUCAAAGAAUUGUUUCAUUUAAGGAUACUGAUGUGCUCACUUUAAUUGAAAUAUUCAGUAAAAAUAUAAAAGCUUGAA